AGAAUCUAAUGCUGCUAAUCUGACAGGAGGCGAGCUCAGGCGGUGAUGCAAGUGAUGCCAGGCGGCUGUAAGCAUAGAUGAAACUUCGCUCGCUCACCUAAUGCUCACCUCCUGCUGUACAGCCCAGGUUCUAACAGGCCAUGGACUGGUACAGGUCCUUGGGCAGUGGUUGGGGACUGUAGGUUAGGCAGUUUUGUCAUGUUGACAUCACAGGAUGCACUGUGCUUACACAAUUUAGAUGGUAUAGCUCACUGCACACCUAGGAUAUGUGGUAUAGCUUAUUGCUCCUAGGCCACAAACUUGUACAACAUGUCACUGUAUUGAACACUGCAGGCAGUUGUAAUACAAUGGUAAAUAUUUGCAUAUCUAAACAUAAAAGUGUACAGUAAAAUUAUGGUAUAAAAAAAUAAAAAGUGGCAUACCUAUAAUGUGCACUUAUCAUGAAUGGAGCUUGCAGGACUGGAAGUUGCUCUUGAGUUUACCCUUGGAUGCUCCUGUUGAUAUGGAGAAGAUUGAGGAACAAUUCGCUGAUCUGCACAUAUAUAAAUGUUCCUCAGGAACUAAAGAGCCCACUUACCUUCUUGGCAUAGACACAUCAAAGACUGUUCAAAGAGAAAAAGAAAGCUUGGUGGCUGUUUUGUGUUCUAAUGGAUCAAUCAGAAUAUAUGAUAAAGAAAGGUUAAAUGUAGUACGAGAAUUUAGUGGAUUUCCUGGACAUCUUAAUGGAGUCAAAUUUGCAAAUUCCUGUGACAGUGUAUAUUCAGCAUGUACUGAUGGCACUGUAAAAUGUUGGGAUGUUAGAUUAGCCAGUGAAAACCCUAUCCAGCUGUUCAAGGGUUACCCUUCCAAUGUUUUUAUCAGUUUUGAUAUCAACUGUAAUGAUCAUGUCAUUUGUGCUGGUACAGAAAAAGUUGACGAUGAUGCAUUGUUGGUAUUUUGGGAUGCAAGGAUGAAUUCUCAGGAUUUGUCUACUACUAAAGACCCACUUGGUGCAUAUUCAGAGACACAUAGUGAUGAUAUCACUCAAGUACGUUUCCAUCCCAGCAAUCCCAACAUGGUGGUCUCUGGUUCAACUGAUGGCCUAGUAAAUGUAUUUGAUAUUAGUGCUGAUAACGAAGAAGAUGCACUGGUUACAACCUGUAACUCAGUUUCAUCAGUAAGCUGUAUUGGUUGGUCUGGGAAAGAUUAUAAACAGAUUUACUGCAUGACACAUGAUGAAGGAUUUUAUUGGUGGGAUCUUAAUCAUCUGGAUACUGAUGAACCAAUUACAUGUUUGAACAUCCAGGAUGUCAGAGAAAUAGUUAACAUGAAAGAAGAUAUUUUGGACUAUUUGAUUGGUGGCCUGUAUCAUGAAAAGUUGGAUAAACUGUUUGUUAUUGGAGGAACAAACAAGGGGAGGAUUCACUUAAUGAAUUGCACCACAUCAGGAUUGAUCCAUGUGACCAGCCUUCAGGGAGGACAUGCCACUACAGUCCGUUCUUUCAGUUGGAAUAUGCAGGAUGAUUCUUUGCUGACGGGGGGAGAAGAUGCACAGUUGUUACUUUGGAAACCUAGAGCUAUGGAGAAGACCUCUACAAAGAAAGAGAGCAUGAAAAUAGCAUCCUCUGUGCACCAGCGAGUACGAGUUCACAGUAAUGAUUCUUACAAGAGAAGGAAAAAGCAGUGAUAUCACAUUGGCGUUUACUUGGUCCUAUGCCAUUCUGCCUCCUAGAAUCUAUCAGCUGUCCUUUUGCCUUUACCUCACCAUUAUUGCCUUAGGUAAGAUUUUC
Messenger RNA from Microcebus murinus (gray mouse lemur), 1769 nucleotides. Lineage: Eukaryota; Metazoa; Chordata; Mammalia; Primates; Cheirogaleidae. The record is from RefSeq and is a predicted model, not a curated record.